AUGAGGAAUCUUUUAAAGAAUAUAACUCUUCGUAUUCAUGCAAUGAAGACUGUUCAUUUAGCAAUACCAAUUGCACAAAGUUUUGAAAGACUUCAAUAUAUGGACUUUUCACAAUGUUUUUCUAUUGAUAGAAUUCCAUUUGUAGUUAAAAAACCUUCUGAAUUAUCGAAAAUUACAGCCAUAAUUCAUCCGUUUCUCGUUCAAAUUUCAUUAACAUUAAUAUAUUCUGAAACGACUGGAAAACUUGAAAAUUCAGGUUUCAUGUCAAGAUUCAUUCUUCAACUUCAAGAAUAUCUCGGAUUCAGUUAUGAACUGAGUACAGCUGAUAAUGCUGAAAGAAACAACCUUCUGAAAAAUAAUACUGUUCAUUUAGCAAUACCAAUUGCACAAAGUUUUGAAAGUCUUCAAUAUAUGGACUUUUCACAAUGUUUUUCUAUUGAUAGAAUUCCAUUUGUAGUUAAAAAACCUUCUGAAUUAUCGAAAAUUACAGCCAUAAUUCAUCCGUUUCUCGUUCAAUUUAAAGAUAUUAACAAUAACAUUUGCGAGGAUAAUGGAAAUACUCAAAAGAUAUUUUGCGAUCCUGUUCACGGACAAAUCAGUUUCAAUGCUUUAUGUCUGAAAAUCAUAGACACACCAGAAUUUCAAAGACUUCGCCUCAUCAAGCAGUUGGGAUUUCUCUACACUGUUUAUCCAGGAGCUAACAAUAAUCGCUUCGAACACUCUUUAGGAGUUGCUUAUUUGUCGAAGAAGUUUAUUCUGGAAUUAAGAAACAACCAACCGGAAUUAAAUAUAACGGACCAAGAAAUAAAUUGCGUACAGAUUGCGGGACUUUGCCACCAUCUCGGUCACGGUCCAUUUUCUCAUUCGUGGGAAAGAUUUAUGAGGAAGUGCAGAAAAAAACGUAAAGACGAAAGCAAACCGUGGAAUCACGAAGAAGUAUCCAUUAAAAUAUUUGAUUAUCUUGUACGAAAAUAUAAAUUGGAAGAGGAAUUUCAAAGAUACAAUAUAGACAAAACGAAAAUCAAUUUCAUCAGAGAUCUUAUGAAAGGAAAACCUACCUGCGAUGAGCGGACAUUUCUCUUUCAACACGAAGAAGUAUCCAUUAAAAUAUUUGAUUAUCUUGUACGAAAAUAUAAAUUGGAAGAGGAAUUUCAAAGAUACAAUAUAGACAAAACGAAAAUCAAUUUCAUCAGAGAUCUUAUGAAAGGAAAACCUACCUGCGAUGAGCGGACAUUUCUCUUUCAAAUCGUGAAUAACGAAGAAUCGGGAUUAGACGUCGAUAAAUGGGAUUAUUAUUUUCGCGACUGCCUGUAUCUCGGAAUCAAAUGCGGAUUCGAAUACAAACGCCUCAUGCAAUUUGCAAGAGUAAAUGAUGUCGACGGUAAAAAAGUUAUAUGUUUCCGUGACAAAGUAAGAAAUUUAUUAUUUAAUACAUUUUUUAAAAAUAUUUUCGAUCCUUUAUUGGAAGCGGAUGGAAACGUCUUAGCGCCUAACGGUAAAAAUUUCCAGUUCUACAAUUGGACUAAUGCAGUGAACAGAGAGGAAGAAUAUAUUGCGUUGAUAAUGAGAAACUUCUGCAUGAUGACUGACAGCGCUGUUUACGAUUCUCUGAAAUACUCAAAAAUAGAGAAAGUUCGAAAUAUACUGGAUAUAGUAGAGAGACGCUUUCAAAAUUCUAAAAUAUAUCAGACGGUUUCUCAUUGGUCCGUUGCUGAAAAGCCUGAUAAGAAAACUGUAAAAGCAGCAAUUAUGAAAUGUGCGCAAGAAUUAUCUCCGGAUGAAAAAAGAGACUUUUAUAAAAAAUAUGAAACUGAUUUUGAAUUACGCGAAGAACAUUUUAAGAUUCAGAUCGUCACUUGA
Molecule: messenger RNA, 1860 nt
Organism: Centruroides sculpturatus (bark scorpion)
Lineage: Eukaryota; Metazoa; Arthropoda; Arachnida; Scorpiones; Buthidae
Product: deoxynucleoside triphosphate triphosphohydrolase SAMHD1-like
Exons: 17
Coding region: 1-1860 (619 amino acids)
Biological process (GO): dGTP catabolic process
Cellular component (GO): nucleus
Molecular function (GO): dGTPase activity
Source: RefSeq, a predicted model, not a curated record